AUGAAGAGAUGAUGAGACCGGUAUGUACUACAUUGAAAGAUGUUCAGAACAAGUUCCGGGCUCUUCUUCCUAAAGAUGCCAUCUUGUGUGGUCACUCUCUUAACUUCGACUUGGACAGCUUAAAGAUGUUUCACCCUUACGUCAUUGACACCAGCACAAUUUACAAUCUCUCUGGAUUCAAAUAUCAAAAGAGCAAACUGAAGAAGCUGACCGAAUAUUUCCUUGGUAAACAGAUUCAGACUGGAGACAGUGGCCACAAUUCAGUGGAAGAUGCAACUGCCAGCCUGCAAUUGGUGCAGUUAAAACUGAAAAACAGUAUUGAGUUUGGUGAUGUGAUUCUUGACACAAAUUUGACAAUACACAAAACGGAAGCAUGUAAUAACUCCACUCCAGUUCACAAAGAAUCUUCCAGUCCAAACACAAAACAAACAAAAGAGGAAGGUGUGGCCGUUGAUGACAAUCGGAAGUUCUUUGUUAACAUGAGUGACUCAGCGACACAUCGCAGUUUCUUUGAUCUACUCAAUGAACAUCAGAAGAAAUCUCUGGUGAUUGAUGCGAGAUCUGUGAUUGACAUGUAUUCAGGAGAACCUGGUCAAAGGAUAAGCCAUGGUUCUGAUGAAGAAAUUGUCAGCACUGCCCAACAGAAACUCUAUGACAACGACUUCAUGUGGCUCCAGUUGAAUUCCUUCCACAAUCUUCUCCAAACCAACACAGACAGCAAAGAGGCAGACAUUCAGAAAUGCCUGCAGACGUUAGAUUCCCAUGUUGGUACACUGAUGAAAACUAUCUUCUCAAAAGCUCUGGUGACGCUAAUAUUGACAGGUCGUGAUAACGAGGACGAAGACUAUCAGAAUGGUAUGACUUUAGUGAAGAUUUCUUAAAGGUUUCUACAGAAAAGAACUGAGAAGGUGUGAUCGACUGAUCAACUCUUUCAGCUGAUCUCCCUCACACUGCUGCUACUGCUGCUGCUGCUGCUGCUCUCUAUAUAUUUAUAUAAAAAAAAAAUCUACGAGGAACAACCA
This is a messenger RNA of Octopus bimaculoides (California two-spot octopus), 1022 nucleotides long. RefSeq names its product RNA exonuclease 5. Gene Ontology annotation, molecular function: exonuclease activity; nucleic acid binding. The record is from RefSeq and is a predicted model, not a curated record. Lineage: Eukaryota; Metazoa; Mollusca; Cephalopoda; Octopoda; Octopodidae. Gene Ontology annotation, cellular component: nucleus.